UGGCCCAGCCCAUUCCGUGGGGCAGACUGCGAAGGACGCCGCCUCCCAUUCCGUGGUGCUCUGGAAAGUCGAGGCGCGACGCCGGCGACGUGAGCGCCAUUGGAGGUCGGCGGCGAGUUCUUCACCGGCAGAUUCUGCUCGCGACUCCUUCCUUGCACUGCGAUCUCAAUUCUUGCUUACUUGCGCUGUUGAUUCAUAUGGCUUCUUUUGGUCUUCUGCUCUUGUGCAGUUUCCACGCGCACCACCUGUUCGACGAAACGCCACUGCGUGAUCGGCCGCCAUGGAGGGUCGUCCUGGGAGGCGCAGGCGCAGGAGGGUCAAGGCCCCGACGCGCGCUGCCGGCAUGGACUGGAUCAGCGGCCUCCCCGACGAAAUCCUCCACCACAUCAUGUCCUUCCUGAACGCGCGCCAGGCCGUGCAGACGUGCGUGCUGUCCCGGCGGUGGAGCGAUCUCUGGCGCACCGUGCCCUGCAUCAACGCCGACUUCAAUGAGUUUGAUUUCAUUGAUUACCAAGGGGACGAUGAGGACUACAACGACGAGGUGGCGUUCAAGAGGUUCGUUAACCGGAUGUUGGAGCUCCGCGAUCCUGCCACCAUGAUGGACAAAUUCUGGCUCAAGUACAAAAUAUCAGACGGGUACAAUGAAUACAAGGAUUCCAAUGUAGAUGCCAACAGGUGGAUUAGCCAUGCUUUGCAAAAGCAGGCCAGGGUUAUGGAGGUUGUCGUGUUCUCCUUUCCAUUGGAGCUCGAUCACUCGGUGUUCACUUCAUGCUACCUGAGAAAAAUUGGGUUCUCCUGUGUUUCUUUACACCAAGGUUUCUUCAAGCAACUUGACGCCGGCUGUCCAGAAUUGGAAGAACUCUUCUUACAUGAUUGCACUAUUGCGGAUGAGGAGAUCUUCUCCCAGUCACUGAAGGUUUUGACAAUCGACGACACUGAAUUCUCCAAGGCGAACAAGGCAUAUAUUUCUAUUCCAAGUGUUACUUCUCUCACCUUGUCUAGUCCUGAGAAUUCCACACCUAUGCUAAAGGACAUGGCAUUACUAACGACCACAUCAGUAUCAGUUAAAUUUUAUACAUUCAGUUAUGGUUUUGAUGCUAAUGAUCUCCGCCAGUGUCUCUGGAGCCUUUCUGGUGUUACAAACUUGGAGUUGAAUUAUGAGGGUACAGAGCUGACGUUCGAAAACAAUUUGCAAUGGUGCCCAGAAUUCAUCAAUGUUGUCAACCUGACUCUUGGUCAGUGGUGCCUGGAUGCAAACUUCUAUGCACUAAUUGUCUUCCUUCAGAACUCAGCGAGACUAGAGAAGUUAACUCUGAAUCUUGCGAAGGAUCGUUAGCGAGCUUAUGGAAAGAUCAUUUACAUGCGAGCACCUUAAGAUUGUUGAAGUCAAAUGCUUGGAGGAUGAUCCCCAGGUCAUCAGUGUGCAAGAUUUCUUUGCUAGUAAUGGCAUGGCCUCUGUUCAGUUUCAUAUCAAACACUGGGGCCAAUACGAGGAAGAGGAUGAGUUACCUGCAUUUGUUCGGUAUGAGGAGAGAUGAAAUGCCAAAGGAUCUUUUGCAUUUGUUUGUCAUCCCAUUGAAGAAUCAACUCGCUUUCUGCUACAUUCACUGGCUACAGUAGAGUUCCGAGGUCUUAUUUUGCAUUUUUGCUGGUCUGUAGUAAUGGCAUCCAAUAACUUUGCUAGUUUUCAUUCCACUCCUAAUCUCUGAUUACAUUAGCAGUUGUUCAACCAAGGACCUAUUUAUCCCUUGUACAACAGAAUUUCUUUCCAUUCAUCAACUAUUUUUUGUUCAGUCUCUUCAAUUUCGUUUUCAUUUUACAAAAACAUUCUUAUGUCCAUUAAUUUUUUUCCCAUCACGACGUGAGCAAGUACAGAUCACAGCACCCCACCACACAAACUGCUCACUUAAUUGGCUUUGCCAAGAAUAAUGUGCAACAAUCACGAUCAACGAAUUAAUCUUGAUGGCGACGAAAUCCAACAAUUUGUGUUGAGGUUGCCACAUUUUUAGUAAAACUAUUGAAAAAAAAAUCAUGAGAUGAAACGGAGGGAGUAUUUCAUAGCAUCAUAAGAUGAAAAAAAAAACAGGGCAGAAAUUUAUAAGCGAACAUUAGUAUGAUCCUAAAUUAGCGAUGCAUCCAUCUAUGUCGGGAAUUCCUACACCACCGCCGCCUUCGGCCGGCGACGACGUCACGCAGCUCCGUGCAGGUGCACUCCACCUUCGCGAGGUCCUCGCCGGCGAGCCUGCUCAGGAUCUCCGCCGCCUGCAGCCAGGUCGG
This is a messenger RNA of Oryza sativa Japonica Group (Japanese rice), 2277 nucleotides long. NCBI's taxonomy places the organism in Eukaryota, Viridiplantae, Streptophyta, Magnoliopsida, Poales, Poaceae. The record is from RefSeq and is a predicted model, not a curated record.